AUGAGCUUCAACCCCCAGCCCACACCUCGCCGGCCGAGUGCCGCGCCGAGUCAACGCACGCCAGCUUCCAGCAGGUUUCGCUCCUCCCUCGUCCCCAUGCAUCGGCCCAGCCCUUUGCGCAGCUCGCAGUCGGCCAACAGGGUCGCCGCCCCUGCCGCGCCGCCUCCGCGGGACCUGUUCAAGACUGCCACCCCGAAGCCGAGCCGCACUACCCCCUUCGCACCCAACAUUCCGCCCUCGGCCGCAAAGGCGCCCAACUCCAUCCGCAAGUUUGCCCCCAAGGGCACCGGCGCCGGCCUGGCUGGCACCUCGUCGCAGGAGCUGUUCAAGAUGAGGAUACCCUCUCCCGACCCGGACUUGACGGGCGAGGCGCUGGCAAAGGCCAUCCCCGAGACCAUGAGCCGCAAGGGCACCGUCUACGCCGACCAGUAUCUGGCCGACAAGUGCCCCAAGGAGUUCGAUGACGCCCAGAAGCGACAGUUCUUCUGCAUCCUCGACCUGCGCAGGCUCAAGUUCGCCGCCAACGAGAUUUUUGCCAAGAAGGACUGGAAGCUGAACAUCAUGAAUUUUGCCAAGGAAUACGAGAAGAGCCGGAGUCUGAUCAUGUUGCGCUACGGCCUCUACGAGUUCAAGAACGUCAAGCCCUCGGAGGAGGUCAUGAAAAAGUGGAGGAAGGCACACAAUCUGCCUGAGCCGAGUCCCAAGCCUGAGAAGGCUGCUCCUGCUCCCAAAUCAUCGCUCUUCAGCACCGGCACAACGGCGUCGAAGCGCAAGGCCGAGGACGAUCUGCAACCUGCCGACAACACGCUCAAGACCUCGACCGUCAACCAGAACAAGAGACGGAAUUUUGAGCAGGAGCCUGCAGACGAUGUCCAUACGUUUGCUCCAUCCCCCGUCAAGAGCAAGCGCAAGGCAGACGAGGCCGAAGAGACAGAUGAGAAUCAACGUAAUAAAAUGCAGAAGGGCACACCCUCGGCUGCGAGAUCCAGGCUGGAAGGAAUCAUCAACAAUGUUCAAGCAGGCAGCUCUACGCCCUCCGGCUCGCCCUCGAAACGGCCAGCGUUCGGAGCGGGCGUCAGUUCGACCGCAAGCGGAGCAUCUGCGACACCUCUUUUCGCCCUUCCCAAGACCGACGAGGCCCCCAAGUCUGCAUUCUCCACAAAGUCGAACCCCUACGGGCCGCCAUCAAACGGUGUCGUUAGCUCGGGCAAACUGACGUCCUCCCUUUUCCAGGCCGGCCAGACGUUGAACGGGCUGGGCAAGGGAUCUGUGCUCUCAGGUCACAAAUUUGGCGAAGCCCCUGCGACGAAGUCUUCUAACAUUUUUGGCUAUCUUUCCGAGAGUUCGGCCAACAACAGUGGGGCUGAGAAUGGCAACGACGACGACGCUGACGGCGAGACCGACUCCGAGUCGGAGUCCCAACCCGAGACUGGCAGUCAAGAUGCACCUCCCAGUUACGAACCAAGCGCUGCGGCCAGCGCCGGCACCGCGACACCCCCCAUCGCCAGUGGCGCGGGCGGGUCGCUGUUCAACCUUGGCAAGCCAGCUGCAAGCACGCCAAACCCGUUUGCGAGUGCCUUUGCCAAACCCGCGGAGUCAUCCGCGGAGAAGCCAGCCGACGCCUCUGCGAAGGGUGGUCUAUUCGGACGUGUGUCGUUCGCACCCAAUGGGCAGGCAUCGGCCGAAGAAUCCUCGAGGGCGCAGUCUCCGGCGAAGGAAACAUCUCCUGUAGUGGAGGCCACAAAGACUCCCGCAAAAACACCCGGCGACUUUACAUUCAAUCCUACAACAACACCUAUCAGCUUCAGCUCUGGUAGCAACUCUAUCUUUGCCCCCAAGCCAGCCGCAGCGCCGAGCUCAGAAGACUCUACUGCGAAGGAGGUGCCCAAGGAUACCGAGAAGGCAGCCAGCACCACAUCGUCGAUUUUCGCAAAUGCGUCAGCCAAGCCUGCACCUGCAGAACAGCCUACCCAACCACUCUUCGGCGCAAAGCCUUCGGAAGCAUCCACCAACUCUUCGCAGCAGCCAUCGCAGUCACUCUUUGGUAAUGCCAAGAAAGAAGCCGAAACGGAGAAGACGGGAGCCGCACCCCCUACCAACUCUUUCUUUGGCGUCAAGGCACCGGAUCAAUCUGUAGGGACUCCCAAGCCUCUCUUUGGCAGUGUUGAGAAAGCCCCUGAAGCAGGAAAGGCAGAAGCACCUCCCACUGCCCCAGCGACUUCUAUCUUCGGAACACAGAGCUCCUCUUCUACCCCCUUCUCAUUUGGAGGUGGUGCUCCUGCAUCUGCACCCCUCUUUGGUGCCACUAGCAAACCCACUGAGCCCGAAAAACCGGCCGCCCAAGAAGCGCCCAAGAACCUCUUUGGAUCACAACCGUCCUUUGGAGCUCCCACGACAACCAACGGCGCCUCGGCGCCUGUCGACAAGGAACAGCCUCAUAGUUCAUUCAAUCCUUUCGGGGCUUCUAACACGGCCAAUGGUGCUUCAACACCCGCUCCGGCCGCUCCACUGUUCGGCGGAUUCAAGCCAGCCGCUGAGCCACCCAAGCCUGCAUCAAGCGUUUUUGGAAACACCAAUGCGCCCUCGUCGGGUAACCUUUUCGGAGCUCAUAAUGCUUCUUCCGGGACCAACCUCUUCGGUGCCGCUUCUCCCAAUCCCUUUGGCGGGCCCAAUUCAACAGCUUCGACGAAGAGAAGCGCCGAGGACGACCUUCAUCCUUCCAAGAAGACAAUGUUUGGCAAGUCCGAUACCGAUAACAAUGCGAUUGGUCAGUCUUCAUCAACACCGAUGACUUUCGGUGCAUCACAAUCAACAAUGGCGUCAGACAACCAGCCAGAGAAGAAAUCCAUGUUCGGCAACGUCGCGCGUGAGGGCACGCCGACGAAUAGCCCCGUUCCUGGCAGGAAGAUCUUGACGCCAAAGAGACUCCAGAAAUCGGGUGCAUCGCAGGCCAGCCAGUCCCCUGCACCAUCGGCUCAGUCCAGCUUCAAUGAUUCUGCCAUGUUCGGAUCCAAUACUGCUAAGCCUGAUGCCUCUACAUCUGGCAACAUGUUUGGCAACAACACAUCAUUCAGUUUUGGUGCGCAGAGCAACGCGUCUGGCAAUGGCAACCAGAACGGGGCAUCUUCCUUCACAUUUGGGCAGUCAAAUCCCCAGGCCAAUGGCCCACCUGCUGGGAGCAGUUCUUUCACCUUUGGAGGAGGAUCAGCCCCUGGUGGGGGUUCGUUCACGUUCGGAGCUGGCGACAGUGGCCCGUCAAACCCCUUCGCUAGCACGAGCGGCCCCCCAACACAGUCAUCUGGGGGCUCGGCCACUCCUACUCCCUCCGGCUCCUUUAAUUUUCAGUUUGGUGGCCAAGGAGCAUCGACACCUGCGCCAGCUGAGCAGAGCCAACCUAUGUUCGGCGGUGGCCAGACCAAUGGAGCUGCCGCAGCGCCUUCUUUUAGUUUCACCUCGGCUACUCCUCAACAGGGCAAUUCCAAUGCUUUUGCACCGAAGCCUGCCGCAGCCAGUCUAUUCAGCGGCCUUCAACCCGGCGGCGCCGCACCUGGAGCCAACUCGCCAUUCCCUGCAGCCUCAAGUAUUAAUACUACUCCGGUCAACGGGACACCUGAGCCCCAACAGGCACCCCAGGGCGAUGAUGAUACUGCGGAAGCUCCCCAAGAGCAGAUCUCGCUCACCGAGGGCGGCCCCGGAGAAGAGGACGAGAUUGUGCUACACGAAGUCAGAGCCAAGGCAACCAAGUACGUCCCCGUCGAAGCCGGCGCCGAGGAUAGCCCUGCUGGUAAAUCACCUUGGAAAAUACAAGGCGUCGGCCCUCUGCGGAUGCUCAAGAACAAAACUACUGGUCAUGUGCGAAUCUUGUUGCGUGCUGAGCCACGAGGUCAUAUUGCUAUGAACAAGAUGCUCAUCAGUGGUAUCGAGUACCAAGCCAUUGGCAAACAAGUCAAGUUCAUGGCAGCCAAAGAUGAUGGAAGCGGGCUUGAGACUUGGUUGUUACAAGUCAAGAAACCUGAGUCUGCCGUCGAGUUGGCCAGCAAAAUGGAAGAGAACAAGGCUGCAAACAAGUAA
This is a messenger RNA of Neoarthrinium moseri, 4071 nucleotides long. RefSeq lists its product as uncharacterized. The record is from RefSeq and is a predicted model, not a curated record. Bases 1 to 4071 code for a protein of 1356 amino acids. Lineage: Eukaryota; Fungi; Ascomycota; Sordariomycetes; Amphisphaeriales; Apiosporaceae. The transcript is spliced from 2 exons. Gene Ontology annotation, biological process: intracellular transport.